CUCCCACUAGAGUUACCAUCAGGAAAGUGACAACAAUUCAGGACAUGUCAGACAAGAAAUGUCAACAACGAAAAGAAUGGAGGGAUACGCACAGAAAGCGGCAGAAGAUACUCCAUAUCCCAGACAGUCCUCAAUGGGGCCCAUACAGUCUGGAUUUCCCGACGUUCGGCAACACGGGCAUUCUUGAGCUCCAAAGAUUCAUGCGCGAGUUGGAAUAACGAAGCAAGUUGGGCGAAAUCAAGGGAGGAUAUUAUCGCAGAUUUCAUGAGAAGCUUACGGACCUCUAGUCGCCCGCUGGAGAUAAUUGCGUUGGUACCAUCUAUCUUCCCUUCAUCAUAUGAAGACGUGGUUUUUUUGAAGGAUUCACAGGCACUGCAUAACCGCCUCGGUGAAAAGUUCAAGAAACCGCUUCUUCAUCGGGCCUCAUUAUCCGGAAAUUCACUUUGUGACCGCCACCUAAGCUUGGAUGCCUUCUGGGCUCAUCUACGUGAGCAACCCACCAAGACGAUAGAUGUCUACGACUACUCAGUUGUAGAUUCUGCAUCAAGAACACGACAGAUGACAGUCCAGGAAGUCCUGUUACAUUGGGAGCGCCCACAGCGCGAGCGACAUGCUCUCAAUCUCCUAGAUAUCGAAAAAAAAUCGGAGACUUUUGCCCUACCGAGAUAAUGCAGCAUGAUCUUUACAGCAAAAUAUCUCGCCUAUCCCCGGACAACGUCGGAAAAACAAAUUCGGGCUGGAAGGAUUAUAGAAGAGAGUUCUUCCUUCUUAGCGGAGUAAAUGCGAUAUUGUCUAUUCAUGUGGACAACGGUGGUCAGCUAACAUGGAUCUUGAUUCUCGAAGGCCGGAAGAUCUGGUACUUUUCUCGUAAACUGACUAGCGAUGCUGUUCGAUUCUUGGCCGUUAUGGGUUCACAGUAUCCUCGAGGAUAUGAAGAAGGUUGGGCAAGGGUAGAGCUAUGCGCCGGAGACCUGUUAAUUAUGCCUCCUAGUUGUCCACAUGCAGUGUUCACCCCAGACGACUGCCUUGCAGUUGGUGGCCAUUCCUAUACGGCUGCACACCUUGGUUCAACGCUCCGUGGGCUCAAACUUCAGGAAGAUUAUCCAGUUAUAUGCAACGAAGACCUACUACCCGACUUCUAUGAUAUACUCCGUGGCGUUUUUCAGAACGCGCAUAGCAUCAGCGAAUCUUUACAGCAAGCCGAUAUCUUGUCGUCGUCUUCCUUAUUUCUUGAUGCCCUCGACGUGGCAUCCCUGGCCCCUUUGUUCAGAGCUAAUAGGCGCAAUGGCAAUUCUCGUGGCGCUACUAAUCAACACUCUAAAAUCUUGGAACAACUGGAAUCGAAACUGACUAGCCACGGAUGUCUUCCGAUAAAUCGUCCUCUCUUCCUUGAUGCCCUGGAAAGUUUUCAGAGAAAGAUUUUGAGGGAUAUGGAGAACGAGUGUUAGGAUCAAGACCCUCAAUGUGUUUAGUUUACGAUUGUAUGUUGAUCGAUCUGAGAUCUUGCGAGCAUAUUAUGCUAGGAAUACAAAAAUGGCUCUACACAAUAACAGUAAAUCGUCAUAUCUGCCGAUAAUCGAGGGAAGUCCAGUAUUCAGAGCGAGCGUCAAAGUUGGCCAGCAAAAAAGGAAAUAAUCUCUUUCUGUCCUCCUCUCCUCUAUAAGAAACAUAAUUCCUGUUUUAUUAACUUUGGAAUUGUUACCCAGCUCAAAG
Molecule: messenger RNA, 1713 nt
Organism: Monascus purpureus
Lineage: Eukaryota; Fungi; Ascomycota; Eurotiomycetes; Eurotiales; Aspergillaceae
Source: the annotation of a GenBank genome assembly